UUGAACUUGUUCUGCUGGGCUCCAGAGGGCAAAAGGAAGAGCAGUGAGUGGUAGCUGGAGGAAAGGAGAUUGAAGCUCAAUGAAAGGAAGAACUCGCUAACACUUGCAGCUCUAUUCCACCGGGAGCUCACGAGUGGGCUCUGUCACUGGUGGAGGCUAGACGUGCGCCAUGGAUUGGGAAGAUGAGCCUUUGAGGUGUGUGAAAAUGUCCUCCAAGCCCGCAGGUUCCAAUUCGGGUUCCCCUCUUGGACGCAGGAUUUGGGUCCGUUUGAAGGAAGGAGAUGAAAAGGAACAAUAGGGAGAGAGUGGAUCUUGCCAUUCCGGUGAGUCCCGCGGGCCGACCGGGAGCCCGAAGUCCCCAGCGCUCCCCACCCCGGACCCCGUCGUGACACAUAGCGAGCGAGGAGGGGAGAGAAGGGGAGCCCCAGUCCUACCGUGCUCUGCGUGGUCCGGUCCUGCCCCAGCCCGGGGUCACCCUCUCCUCCUCCCUUACCCCCGGGUCACCAAGGGCGCCCUCCCCUCCACUUCCAUCCUCUCUCCGGUGACAGCAAUACGGGAAGGCCUCCUGGAAGAAGGCAGGGUGCCUGGCCCGGACCAUGCACUCUGGGGAGCGAGGGUCGGGGCCGGAGGUCAACGCCUCCUUUCCGGCACUCAACGAGUCCUCCUGCCAAGGGGCUGGGGCAGGGAGCGGCUGUGCCAACAGCUCCGGACCGUCCGGGCCUCCGCACCUCGUGGACGCCUGGCUGGUGCCGCUCUUCUUCGCUGCUCUCUUGGUAGUGGGGUUGGCGGGCAACUCGCUAGUGAUCUACGUGAUUUCUAAGCACAAGCAGAUGAGGACCGUCACCAACUUCUACAUCGCCAACUUGGCAGCCACAGACAUCAUCUUCCUGGUGUGUUGCGUUCCUUUCACCGCUAUGCUCUAUCCCCUUCCCAGCUGGGUCUUUGGAGAGUUCAUGUGUAAGUUUGUCAGCUACAUCCAGCAGGUGUCCGUCCAGGCCACCUGUGUCACCUUGACAGCCAUGAGUGUGGACCGCUGGUAUGUCACCGUGUUCCCCCUGCGCUCCCUCCGCUACCGCACCCUCCGGCUGGCCUUUGCUGUGAGCCUGGGCAUCUGGGUUGGGUCCUUCCUGGUGUCCAUCCCCGUGCCCAUGUACAACCGCCUCACAGAGGGAUACUGGUUUGGGCCGCAGACAUACUGCAUCGAGGUGUUCCCGUCUGUGACCCAUGAGCGAGCCUUCAUCCUGUACAACUUUCUGGCUGUCUACAUGCUGCCCCUGCUCACUCUCUGCGUCUGCUAUGCCGCCAUGCUAUACCAGAUGGGACGGCCCACUGUGGAGCCAGUGGCUGACAAUAACUACCAGGCCCAGCUGCUGGCGGAACGUUCAGAGGCCGUGAGGGCUAAGGUGUCGCGCCUGGUGGCUGCUAUCGUGCUGCUAUUUGCUGUGUGCUGGGGCCCCAUCCAGCUCUACAUCCUUCUGCAGACCUUUAGCCCUGGCUUCCAGCGUGACUUUGCGGCCUACAAGGUGAAGAUCUGGGCGCACUGCAUGUCCUACAGUAACUCCUCUCUCAACCCUGUGCUCUACGCCUUCCUGGGAGCCAACUUCCGCAAGGCUUUCCAUAAGGUCUGUCCUCUGGCUGGGCGCGUGGGCAGUGCCAGCGUCCCCAGUGCCAACCUCCAUACCGAGCUGCACUUUGUGUCCUCCGGGCCCCCAGCCUCACUCCGCCAGCCCCAGCCGGAGGGAGAGUCCCCAGCUCCAGUGGUCCAGUGAGGCCCUAUGCUCCUCUUGCCUUGCUUUCCUGCAACCAAUCAUUCCCUCACUCCAUAGUCCUUGAGCUUCUUAACCGCUUCCUGAGGCCAUUGGACAGACAGUCAAGGUUCCUGGCUUCAGAGAGCUUGCAGUCUAGUAGGUGAGACAAGAUUCACUUAAAGGAAAUCAGAACAAUAUCAUAUCAGAGCUCCUACCCAGUGCCAGGUGGAUGGUUCAGAUUCUAAAGCCUAGAACUGCAGAGCUGGGAGGAGCUUUGGAAACCGCUUCACUUACCUCUGACAUGAGGCUUAUCUUGAUUCUCCCCAGUUGUAAAUGCCUCCCCACUCUGCUCCUGUCACUUAUUUUUGUAUGUACAUGUCUGUAUUCAUAUCGUUUCCUGCCCCCUACCAAUAGAGCAUACGUUCCUUUAAGACAGAUGAUGCUGCAUGUUUUUGUCUUCGUAUCCCUAGAGCCUAAUGUAUGGUAUUAAGCACACAGUAGGCACUUAAUGCAUACUUUCUUGUGGAAUGAAUGAAUGAAUGAAUGAUAUGGAAGGGGGAAGAGGCCAGAGAGAGGAGGGAACUUGUCCAUGGGUACACACAGAGUUGAUGAUGUCUCCAGGACAAGAACCCAAGUCUCCGGGCUCCCAUUCUAGGGUUCUAGAUGUUCAUCCAGUGGUGGAAUCAACCCUCUUCUACCUCCCCUCAAAAAGAAAUCAAAAUCUUGUCUAAGGAAACAGGAACUGCAGUUUCAUAAAUUGACACUAGGCGGCGCUGUUCACCCACUGAAAAUCUUCCAGCGUCCAGGACAAGCACAGUCCCAAGAAAUAUGGAGAGAUGCCAGACCCUAGUUCCCCCAAUGCACAGGUCGCUCCUAGGGUAUGCAGAGGAGCUUGGGUUCCCAGUAGUUUCUGCCUGCGGGUUCUCGCUACAGCCGGACAGCAGGUAAGGGGAACACAUGGCAAAUUCCUUUUCCAUCUGCAUUAGACAGUUCCCUUGGUUCAAAGCCCUUCUGAGGGCCAGGA
Dromiciops gliroides (monito del monte) is the source of this 2772-nucleotide messenger RNA. RefSeq names its product KISS1 receptor (gene KISS1R). The coding region runs from base 597 to 1769 and encodes 390 amino acids. Gene Ontology annotation, molecular function: G protein-coupled peptide receptor activity. Gene Ontology annotation, cellular component: membrane. The record is from RefSeq and is a predicted model, not a curated record. Gene Ontology annotation, biological process: neuropeptide signaling pathway. The transcript has 6 exons. NCBI's taxonomy places the organism in Eukaryota, Metazoa, Chordata, Mammalia, Microbiotheria, Microbiotheriidae.